AUGGCUUCGACCGAAGGCUCGGCCGUGAUGGUGCUGCCAGGCGGCCGCAGCGGCCCCGCCAGUCGCCACCGCUCCCCGUGCCAGUCGCCCACCACCACCACUGCCUCGUGCGACGCAGGGACGCAGCCGCCCUCGCCGGAGGCCAUCGUCUCGGGCGACUGCGGAGCUGCGCUCUUCAACCCGUGUGGCCUGACCGCCUCUGCCAACGGUGAGGUCUACGUGGCCGACACCGGCCACCAUCGGAUUUGCGUGCUGAAGCAGGGCGGCAUGCGCGUGCUGGCUGGCUCUGGCGCCAGAGGCUUCGCGGACGGGGCGGGGCAGGAUGCGGCGUUUGCGCACCCAUGCGGGCUUGCGAUUGACUCAGAGGGGACUCUCUACGUGGCCGACUGCGGCAACCACCGCAUUCGGCGCGUGACGAUGGACGGCGUCGUCACCACUAUUGCCGGCAACGGCGCCGCGGCGCACCGCGACGGGCAGGGGAGGGUGGCGAGCUUCUACAACCCGUGUGGGAUCGCGAUUGACUCGAACGACGUCCUCUACGUCGCCGACUACUCAAACAACUGCGUGCGGGUGGUCUCACGGGGCGGCGUGGUGGCGACGCUCUCGUGCCACGAGGACGAGGCCGCGCUCGACGCUCCGUACGGCAUCGCGGUGUCCAUCUUCGUCUCGUCGUACCACUCGAACUCGCUCGCCGCCAUCUCGCCCGACGGGCAGGUGUCGGUGCUAGCGGGGUGCGGCGCGGCGAAGCACCGGGACGGGAGCGGCAAGGACGCCGCCUUCCACGCGCCCAACGGCCUCGCGAUCGACUCGGAGGGGACGCUGUAUGUCGCCGACUCGGGCAACCACUGCGUGCGCCGCGUCACUCUGGCCGGCGAGGUGACGACGCUGGCCGGGACGGGGCAGGCGGCGAUGAGUGAGUCGCAGUUCAACUCGCCGUGCGGGCUGUGCGUGUCGCUGCUCCCUGGCAUUGGGCCCGCCCUCCUCAUCACCGACCGCAGCAACUCGUGCGUCCGCUACCUCUCCGUCGACGCCUUGCCGCCGCGCCGCGUCGCUCCGUCCACGCUGCGGCAAGACCUGCGCAGGCUGCUCGACGGCGACAGCGAGUCGGUCAUCGAGGGCGAGGCGGUCUUCGAGGUGGAGGGGCGGACGCUGCGCGCCUCCAAGGCGGUGAUGUGCGUGCGCUCCGCCCACUUCCGCGCCAUGUUCACCUCCGGGAUGCGCGAGUGCUCCGACGACGUCGUCAAGGUGCCUGGCGUCGCGUACGCCGCCUUCCGCUCGCUCGUCAACUACCUCUUCACGGACGACUUGCCUCGCGGGAUGUCGGCCGCGCACGCGCUCGAGCUGAUGAUGCUGGCCAACGCGUACCAGCUCACCCGCCUCGAGCAGCUCUGCGAGCAGGCGCUGCUGCUGCUGCUCGAUCGAGAAAACGCGUCCGACAUCGUCGCGUUUGCAGAGCUCAUCGGCGCGUGCGGGCUCGCGCGCGCCUCGAAGCGGCUGAUCGAGGGGGAGCAGAAGGAUUCCUCCGUCGCGGACGCGCGCGCCAAGUCGCCGCGCCUCUCCCCGCCCUCUUCGCCCCUCUCCCCGCUCGACUCGAGCCGCAUGUCAUGCGGCGAGACCUCGCCGGUCGAGAUAUGCUGACCUCGCCGCGCCCGAGGAGCCCGGCCGACGCCAGGCCGUGGCUGGUGGGGUCUGCGGAGGCGCGGCCGGGGCCGAGGCGCGGGAGCCGUGCCCUGGGCUGCGGAGGCCGGCUCCGCUCCGGGCCGCCGCAGCAGUAACGAAGCUAGGGUUGGCUCCCGUGCCCCGCGGCGGAGAUGCAGUUGAGACGUUGGCAGCUUGGCACGUGAGGUGCGUCUGUGGCCGCUUUCUGUGGCGUAGGCGAGAGCAUGACGUUGUCGCAGCGCGCGUCGCGUUCGUCCGGUGUGUGAUUGUCGAGGGAGGGCGGACGGGGGGCGCUCGGAUUCUUGGGGGCGCGCGCGAUGUCAGCCGCCACGUGCUUGUCUCCGGGAGGCGGGCUCGUGUUGGCGCCGGGCCCCGGACUUUAGUCCCCGGCGGGGCACACGUGGGUCGUGGGAAUUCGCGCAUGCGCAUUGUCGGGUGGUGUCCGAGGGGCGGGGAUGUAUCUACUCUUAUGGGUCACAUGUGCAUAG
Molecule: messenger RNA, 2147 nt
Organism: Emiliania huxleyi CCMP1516
Lineage: Eukaryota; Haptophyta; Isochrysidales; Noelaerhabdaceae
Exons: 2
Coding region: 1-1638 (545 amino acids)
Molecular function (GO): protein binding
Source: RefSeq, a predicted model, not a curated record